Dendrobium catenatum is the source of this 2092-nucleotide messenger RNA. RefSeq names its product protein DETOXIFICATION 51. NCBI's taxonomy places the organism in Eukaryota, Viridiplantae, Streptophyta, Magnoliopsida, Asparagales, Orchidaceae. The transcript has a single exon. Gene Ontology annotation, cellular component: membrane. Bases 192 to 1820 code for a protein of 542 amino acids. The record is from RefSeq and is a predicted model, not a curated record. Gene Ontology annotation, molecular function: xenobiotic transmembrane transporter activity; antiporter activity. Gene Ontology annotation, biological process: xenobiotic detoxification by transmembrane export across the plasma membrane.
UGGUAUUAAUAUCUCCCGGCUGGUAACGCAACUUGUCCGCAACUCCAUUCACCCUGAAAGGGGCGAGAAAACAUAGCUGUGUUUUGUUUUCUCUGCUCUCGCGUUCUCAAUGUGAUUAGGCAAGCAAAGGGCGCCGACCGUUCUGAAGUCGAGAAACGCUAAAAAAAAUAAACAAGUGCCUUCCCACUGCGAUGUGCAAACCAAGCAGCGCUACCAUAUCGCGGGCAACCGUGGCGGAGGAGGUUAUGGCCGCCGUCGUCGACGCCGCGCCGCUGUAUACGCUUCUUCCCAUUUCGAAUAAGUGGAAGAAGAAGACAAUCCUGACGGAGGAAAUGAACAAGCUUCUUCCCCUGCCAUCAGUUUCAGAAGCAAUAAAGGAGGCAGCUUUACUUUUUCAUCUCUCGUUUCCCAUCGCUCUCACUGCGCUUUUCCUCUACUCCCGCUCAAUCGUAUCCAUGCUCUUUCUUGGACUUCUUGGAAACCUUCCGCUAGCCGCCGGAUCGAUGGCCGUCGCCUUUGCGAACAUCACAGGAUACUCUGUUCUCUCUGGGCUAUCUCUUGGGAUGGAACCUCUCUGUUCUCAGGCGUUCGGAGCUAACCAACAUAAGCUUCUUUCCCUCACGCUAUACCGCUCUAUUCUUUUCUUACUCUGUUCCUCGAUACCAAUCUCGUUUCUUUGGAUAUAUAUGUCAGAAAUCCUUCGUUUCCUUGGCCAGGAUCCGGAAAUUAUUGCGUUAGCUCAAACCUACAUCCUUUUCUCCCUCCCCGACCUCUUCUCCUUCUCCCUCAUCCACCCGAUCCGCAUCUUCCUUCGUUCGCAAGGCAUCACACGUCCUCUCACCUUAGCCACCGCCCUCGCUGCCGCCGUCAACCUCCCAACGAGCCUUGUGCUGGUUAAAUAUUUCCGCCUAGGUGCUGCCGGUGUGGCCGCUGCCUCCGCUAUCUCCAACCUUACCCUUCUUCUUUUCCUUUGCUUCUACCUCCGGUUCGGCUACUGCGGGUUCAGUCUCGGCCCGCCAACCAUUGAGUGGGCCAGCGAGUGGGGCCCGCUUGCGCGUCUUGCGGCGCCCAGCUGCGUCUCUGUCUGCCUCGAGUGGUGGUGGUACGAGCUCAUGAUUCUUCUCUGCGGACUGCUUCCAAAUCCCAAGCCAGCCGUCGCAUCCAUCGGAGUUUUGAUUCAAACCACUUCUCUACUUUAUGUCUUCCCUUCGUCACUAGGGUUCGGCGUAUCAACAAGAGUAGGGAACGAGCUCGGGGCGAACAGGCCGGCAAAGGCCCGGUUGACAGCGGCUGUAGCAGUGGUUGUAGCAGCCGUAAUGGGUCUUGCGGCAAUGGGCUUUACUACAGGAAUAAGGGAUAAAUGGGGAAGAAUGUUCACGAACGACGGCGAGAUCCUCCGGCUGACAGAAGCGGCGCUGCCCAUUGUCGGGUUAUGCGAACUGGGCAACUGCCCUCAGACGGUGGGUUGUGGUGUGCUGCGCGGGAGCGCCAGGCCAACUCAUGCGGCCCACGUUAACUUAGGUGCUUUUUAUCUUGUCGGCAUGCCGGUUGCUGUUGGGUUGGGCUUUGGGCUUGGAGUAGGGUUUUGUGGCUUGUGGAUGGGAUUACUUGUGGCCCAGAUUUGUUGUGCUGGUCUCAUGCUUUAUGUGGUAUGGAACACGGAUUGGGAGGCGCAAGCCCGUCGGGCACAGAUAUUGACGUGCGCCGCCGCUGCUGCCGCUGUUCGGCUACCGGCCGGCGAGUCGGAGAUGGAGAACGGAACAGAAGAGAAGUGUUUAGAGCCGUUAGUUUCGAUCAAGGUUGCUGAGUUUGAGAGCUGAACUUGUGGUUAAUUAACUUCAUUUGGUUGCUAUGUGAAAACUGGUCAUUUUUUUUCCAGCAUUUUUUUUGGGCGGUCCGUAAUUGGAUAGAUUUCUACUGAUUAAUUUGGUGCUGGGAGUUUUUUUUUUUUUUUGUAAUUGCGUUUUUGUUAUUUCUAUUUUCUAUUUCUAUUUUGCGCUCGAGGAAGAUACGGAGAGGAUUUGGGGAGAGGGAAGAAAGGUCCCUUUUUUUUUCACUUUGUAUGUUUGUACUUUAUGUAUGCUAAAUAUAU